This is a messenger RNA of Odontomachus brunneus, 4012 nucleotides long. It is a transcript of the gene GABPI, whose product is annotated as palmitoyltransferase ZDHHC23. The record is from RefSeq and is a predicted model, not a curated record. NCBI's taxonomy places the organism in Eukaryota, Metazoa, Arthropoda, Insecta, Hymenoptera, Formicidae. Gene Ontology annotation, molecular function: protein-cysteine S-palmitoyltransferase activity. The transcript is spliced from 3 exons. Gene Ontology annotation, biological process: peptidyl-L-cysteine S-palmitoylation; protein targeting to membrane. Bases 526 to 1422 code for a protein of 298 amino acids. Gene Ontology annotation, cellular component: Golgi apparatus; endoplasmic reticulum.
CAAUAAAACCUUAUCUCCAACGCCAUUUUUCAUUAAGUUGAAUGUUAUUAAUGUUAUUAAUUAAGUUGGUGAAUGUUAUACUUGUUUGGUCUUUAAAAAUAAUCAAAAGUAUAUCCCAAAAAACACAGUUUACAUCCGACAGACUCAAACACGGCGUUCCUUACGUUACGAUUAGACCGGAACUUUGCAGUUCCGAUUGGAUGCAUCAUGUUGCUCUCGAAAUCUCGAUGUAUCGCAUCAGCUCGCGCGUGAAUGUUCGAUAACAGUAUGUCGUCUGACACUUGAUUUUCGCUUGUACGUUUGUUGACUCAAUUUUGCACAACAAACUUACGCACCUUUGAAUUAUCUUUCGCCUUAAUGGCGACGAAUAACGAGGCGUGUUGUUUCAUAUGAUCGCGGCUCAGUAAGAGAAGAACAUAGACGAGACGGCGCCGAGAGCCACUCUAACCUCAAAAAUACACGUCCCGUCACUUAUGACAGAGUGAAGAGUCCCCGAGCGAGCUUCCCGUCGUCGAGCUUCGCAGCAUGACCGUCUGGGAGAGACUGCGUAAUCCGUGCGGUUGGCGCGUGGGUGCCAAGCAAAUCUCCGUGGAUGCGAUGUUACCGCUUCUGGUGGUGCCGGCAUUGGCGGUGAUCGCUGCCCAGGCCGUUCUCUGCACGGUCGUCGUGUUCGUGGCGACGCCGGUCCUCGUGUAUUACCUGCACCAUAACUUCCUGCGGUUUCUGCUGCGCACCAAGUUCUUUCUCAUGUGGACAAUCACGAGCGUGCUGAUGCUGAUGCUUGUAUUCGAGGUGAGUGUGGUGCCGCUGCUGGAGAUUCUGCCUGAGGAGAAUCUGCUGUUCAUGGUGUGCGUGGUCGGUGGUAUCUGGUGCGGUUAUCGGGCUAAAUUGAACGCGGAUUACGCAGCCCAAGAAGGCACCCUCGUGCAGGGUCUGGAGCUGGGCGAGGGCAGUGGCGAGUUGUGUACCACGUGCAGGAGAAGGGCACCACCUAGGGCCUAUCACUGCCGUCUGUGUCAGACAUGUAUACUCAACAGGGAAUAUCAUUGCAAAUGGCUAGACUGCUGCAUAGGUUCAAGUAAUCUGAGGUGGUACUUAGGCUGUUUAUUCUUUUCUGCCAUCGCCUUCAUCUAUGGUUCCAAUUUAACGAUGACUAGUGUCUGUCAUCCGUUCAUACUUAUUGGAACUGUACUUCUACCGGAUGAUUGCAGUGAUGUGUAUCACCAGUUAGACAUUGCCCUUUGCUUUGUCUCCGCUCUCUACAGCCUCCUGGUCGGUCUAGUGGUCUUUUGCUAUUUCAUGUAUCACCUUUGGUUGCUGUAUCAAGGCACGACGUCGAACGAGCGACGGUUGGAUGCUGGAAGUCAGUAUGAUCAUGGAAUACUAAAAAAUGUCUCACGGUUAUUUUGUUGCAAAACCUAGGUAGUAAUUGUAGGCUAAAUUAACGAAUUUACUUUGCAAAGUGUACGUGCUAUGCUCCGUACAAAAUAUAUUGCGAAAUCAAACUAGAGAAUUAUCAUUGAAGGUUAUCACUGAAGCUGAAAGAUCUCAUUUAAGACACUAAGUUACUAAUGCCUAUCUCUAUCUACAUCGAUGAAAUAUUAAUUCAAGUUUAAAUCUUUGUCUAAGAAGAAUAUAAACUCUUAGAUUAAGAUUCUUGGUGUUUUGCCGCAGAAUUCUUGGUUUAUGACACCAAAAGUGACGAAACGCAUGUCCAAAAUUCUUACGAAAUACGCUGCAAUAAAAGGAUAUGUUCAUAAAGUAUCCCUUGGAAUCGAUUGAGCACGUUUACAAGAUAUUCCGAAAACUUUCCUUUUGUUCUCUCAACCAAUAAAUAACUGUUAACGUGUUAUAUAACCUUUCUUUUUAGUCUACCUUUCCUUAUGAUUUUCUCAUGUUAAUCUUACGGCUAUUUAUUAAUUAUUAAAGCAAAAGAAAAGUUCCCGGAAUACUUUACGAAUGUGCUCAAUUGGUCAAAAUUGUCAUUUUAUGAAUAUAAUUUUUUAUUUUGAUGUAUUACGCAAGAAUCUUGAACAGUCGUCUUGUCUCUUCCGAUGUUAUUAAUCGAGAUAGCCGCAAUAGGGACACAGAAGCCUUAAAGUUUAAUCGACAUUGGUAGAAAUAGGCACAAAUUAACGAUGAAACGGUGAAUUAGAACAUACCUGUUACCAUCGGUGCGCCAUAUCGAUAGAGCGACUCUGUGUAUGUAUAUCAGGUAUAUCAGUAUAUACUUGCGUGUUUAAAGAUUCGUAACUUCAGGCGAGUACAAUGUCCGCGCUUUGCUCAUAACGUUGCCCUCACAGGGCCACAUACGGCGACAUAUCGCGAAUCAUCAGCUCGCAUUAUAGUCAUCAUUAUUCUUAAUGUAUCAUUGUGCAUACCAUUUGUAUAUUUAUUGUAACUGUGAUAAAGUGGCCAUUGUGUACGAGUAAUAUAAUAAAUUAUACUAAUCAAAUAUAUCUAAAACACACACGAGUCCGAGUAAAGAGGAGAAAUCUGAAUAUACAAAUAUAUAGUGACAAUUUACAUUUUAUAUUCUGCGCAAAAAAGAACGAAAGAAAGCUGCUUUAUCUUACGUGUACUUAAAGAAUAAAGCUCCUCUUUACCUCAUCUGGGUACAAAGCCAACAAUUGUCGUGUACAGUGAAAUCUACGUUACAUAACAUACGCACAGACACAUACAUACAUACCUAUGUGUAUAUAUAUAUUCAUAUUAUUUUUAGUCCUCUAUUAAUACACCCCUUUGUCUGGGAUCGAAAUCUGGCACUACUUCUUGCACUAUCUCUCGCCACGAAUUCUUGACACGCUCGCUUUCCACGAUAUCGGGGACUAUCUUCGAAUAUCUUUUCCACAUACAGAAGCAUUUUAUCUUUAAUUUUUCCUCGUAAUAUUCCGUGGCUAAACGCUCGUUCUUCAGUCGCUCCGUUUUGUACUCCACGGCCUUUAUCUUCCACAAUUUGAAACACUUGUUUUGCAGUCUCAUGUCCGAGAAGUCCUUCGCCACUUGUUCUUUUCUCUUUUCCUCCUUCACGAAUUCUCUCCACUGCUGUAACAUGCGCCACGAUAUAUUCCUAUUGUACAACACUGUGGCCAGUUCGAUCUUUAUUUGAUUCUGAUAUUCUGUUUCCAUCUUCCAGCUAAUAAAUGCUUUUCGCAGUAGACGCCGUUCGUAGUGAUCGUUUGCUUUACUCAUAUAAUUGGUCUUCCUUUCGACGAGUGCGACGAACGGCUGCAUUAUAUAACGUCGCAACAGGUGCUUGCGAUAAAACGCUUCCGCCAUGGCGUUCAGUUCCUUAUAUCUUUCUAUCUCGCGUGCCCGCUGCUGCUCCCGUUCCUCGCGCAUUCUUCUUGCUUCACGCUGGGCCUGGUAAGCAAUAUUAAACUUGCAUAUACUUCUAAAUGUAGCGUAAACGGCGUUAGAAUAAACACGAUUAUAUUGUAGAAUAAGUUAUAAGAUGUAAAUUAAUGUGCGUAUGUAUUGUAUUAGGUUGGUGCAAAGGAUUUGUCAAUUUUUCAAUAGAAUAGGAUGUUUGGAUAUUAAGGCUUCUAGUUCCUCAUUGCGGAACUAGAUUGAUAAUGUCAAAAACGAGAAAAUGCAUACCUAAAAAUCUUGCAAAGUACAUCAAAUAUAUUAACACUUUUCUAGUCGAUUAAGCAUAUUUCUAAAAUACUCCAAACAUUUUUUUUGUUGUAACAAUCAAUAAAUAACCGUAAAAUUAAUACAAUAUACGACCUUCCUUUUUAGUCUAUAUUUUCUCAUUAUUUUGCUGAUAUAACUCAUUUUAUUCGUAAAAAUUAUUAAUUCUCAAAAAUUGGAUAAUUUUCUUUCCUAUUUUAUUUGAGAAAUAUAACAAAUUUUUUGCACCAAUCUGAUAUAUUAUGGUAUAAUAUUUAAUGACGAUGUCCUUCGUGACGGAUAAUUUUGCUCGCAAGGUAAAAACUGCGUACUAAGUGUACGUUAUAAUGCACAUCUGGUAUGAUAUUAAUAUACUUUGACCUCUCAUAUUAUCUGA